Nicrophorus vespilloides is the source of this 1359-nucleotide messenger RNA. RefSeq lists its product as uncharacterized. Bases 343 to 1323 code for a protein of 326 amino acids. The record is from RefSeq and is a predicted model, not a curated record. Lineage: Eukaryota; Metazoa; Arthropoda; Insecta; Coleoptera; Silphidae. The transcript is spliced from 4 exons.
CAUCCAGUCGGCUCCGGUCUAGAGCCGUUCACCUGGUUUCUUCCACUCGCAUCGGACACUUACUUCUUCGCCGUUUGUUGUUCAGUUGACCACGCGAGAAACGCGUAACGGGUCUUUUCUUAGCGCACGAAAUGUGGGCUACGGACACAGCAGAAAACCGUGUUAAACUCUCCUAAACCCGUCAACCCAGAUCAAAGAGGCGAGAGCAUCAGCGACAAGUGAUAACAAAAAUAUGAGGCUUUAAGUUUUUUUUUCUUAUUAAACACCAGUGAUAGAUACAUGAAGGAACUUUUAGUUUUUAAACGAUAGUGAUUCGACAUCUUUGAACAAAUUUGUGCAGAGAUGUUGCCGGUUUAUUUAUUGUUGGCCUUUCUGGCUGUACGAAGUAUUGAUGGACAUGGCAGACUAAUCGAACCACCAAGUAGGGCUUCCGCCUGGCGGUACGGCUUCAAUACACCGCACAACUUCAAUGACCACGAGCUUUAUUGUGGCGGUUUUACGCGACAGUGGGUCAAGAAUGAGGGCAAGUGCGGAGUCUGUGGAGAUCCAUGGGAUUCUAAGAUUCCAAGAGCUCAUGAAUAUGGAGGAGCCUACGGCCAGGGUGUAAUAGUAAGACAAUACAAGCCCGGUCAGACGAUAAACAUACGCGUGGAAUUAACAGCAUCGCAUUUCGGAUUCUUCGAGUUCUCCCUGUGUCCCAACUUCAAGAACGCGACGCAAGAAUGUCUAGCGCGCAACAUUUUGCAACUCCUGAAGCCGCAGGAAAAUGUCGAGCACAUGUCGACGAGGUAUUUCCCAAAAGACGGAAACAAAGUGUACGAAAUGAAGUACAAACUGCCGAAACUCACUUGUCCGCACUGCCUUCUCCAAUGGAGAUACAUAGCAGGUAAUAACUGGGGUGACUGUGCGAACGGUACCGGAGCUGUUGGUUGCGGUCCGCAGGAGGAAUUCAGGGCAUGUGCCGAUGUCGCACUCGGAUCCAUGACUACUCCAGAUGAAGAAGUCGAGACCAACGAGAUACCGGAGGAGGUGGAACAAGAGGCCACUCAGAAACCGCAAGAACAACCAGAGUCUUCUUACUCCCCAAUAUCGUCCUUGGUCAUUGGGCUCGUGUCUUUUUUAGCAAUAUUUUUAGUUUUGUCCCUUCUAUUCUUUCACUAUUACAAUCUUGGUUCUAAACUCAAGAACUGGAUGCUGGCUCAUAAGUUUCCAGCCGAUAAACAGGAUGCCGAAAAGCCGCCACUGCCACCACCAAGGAACAAGAAACGACAACCUGAUGGCAUGUUCGAAGUCAGUUUGAACAAGCAAGAGAGUCUGGCCUGAUUAUAAACGCAAUAUAUAGUAUAUUUAUAAGUACCA